AUGUUUUCGCCUUCGCGUUCCACCGGUGGUCCGGCCACGGCCACCCGCUCGCGACGUCGUCAGCGGCCCCUCAGCAGCGAGAUCGCCACCCAGCAACCCAAGGUCAAGCGUCAGCGUGUCCCUCUGACCGAGCAGACCUUUGCCGACCCCGAACCUCAGCAGCAGACUCAGCAGCCGGACCCCCAGCCGGGCCAGCCUCAGGAACAGCGGCAGCAGCAGCGACGCCAUCACGCACACAGCGAUUCGAUCGAGGUCAAGGCCGACAAGUCAUUUGGCUAUGACCAGAGGAGGAACAAUAACGAUGCUGAGAACCUCCAGCAGCAGCAGUCCACCGUGCGCCGCGAUCUCAGCGUGCGCGCCAAAAAAACCAAGCAUGGCGACCGUGCUGCCAACAAGGGCGACGGGAGCCUCGUCUUGACGAGUACCGAUGCCUACACUGUUAGCAAGCUGCCCGCCCUGCCCGAUAGGAUACGCUCCGACUGGUCAGCAGACCAACACGGCCAGAUCUCGUCCUCGUUCGGAUACGCCUUGACCCUGACCCCGACACACGCCAUCGUCUGGCCCUACACAUCGACAUCGCCAUCGCCCGAGACCUUCACCUUCACACUGCCGCCCACGUCGAAGCCCGCAGACCCCUUGCCGGUGGGAUGCCUCGUCUCCCCCUCGGCCGCGUCUACAGAGCCUGGCCUGGUCGUCGUCAUGGCCGCCACCGGAAGGGUCGUCUACUGGGAGUCGAUAUCCAGCGCCGCCACCUUUGCCUUCAUCAAGAAGGACCGCUCCGGCGUCGAGUACGCCGUCCCCGGCAUGACAUCUGGCGAGAGGGUCGUCGACAUCACCAGUGCCGAAUCGGCCGGUUUCGUCCUGACCUUUAACACUGGCCGUCUCGCCUACCUCAACGUGCGCGACAACCAUGGCCGCCCCGCCGUCUCGGCUCAGUUCUUGCGGUCUGGCCUGCCCACCACCACCAGCUUCCUUGGAAGCAUCCGUCACGCCUUUUCGCAUCUGUCUCUGCGCGGAGACAUUGCCGCCGUACGGGCCGACCGGGCUGCACGCAUCGGCGAGAAGAACAUCGUCGCUCUCGGCAGCAAGGGCAGAUUCCAGGCUUGGAAGAUCCACCGCGGUGGCCACAACGAAUCCCUCGGCGAAUUCGACAUGCGCGAUGAGAUUGUCUCGGCCCUCCGCGAAGCCGACCCCAAGAGCCACGACUUCACCGGCGAUUCCUUCGAGGCCCUCGACUUUACAUUCGUCCCCAAGGGCUUGGAGGCCAAGUACCUCGAGCUCAGCAGGCUCAGCCAGGCCAUGGCCAUCGACGAUCCCGCCCUCCAGCACCUCGUCGCCCUGGUUUCCCUGACGAGGAAGAGCACGUCGCGCUACGCCCUUGUCGAGGUCAUCCUCUCCCCCGACGGCUGCCAGGUCGGCAUGAUCCGUCCCAUCACAUCCUACACAACGCCAACCACCCGCUCCGACGUCUCGCAGACCAUGAGACCCCGACUUUACCUACCCCGACCCGCCCUCGUGGCCUUUGUCAUCUUCGACCGGGCUGCCGUUGUCGCGUCGGUAGCCGUGCCUCCGGAGUCCCCCGACUCGCAGCUGCAGGUGGACAACCACAUGGUCCCCUCUUCGUUCGAGGACGUUGUGGAUUUCCGAGAGGACCAGGUCCACGAGAUCCUCGGCUCUGGUUUUGAGGAGACGCCCUCGGUCUCAGCCGAUACCCGCAGUCGCCGCCAAAAGGCCCAGAACCCCGCCGCCGUGCUCCUCGUCCGCGGCGCCGGCGUCAUCCGCCUGGUCACGUCCGAUAUCGACAAGUUUGCCAGCGAGCAGGCCCCCUCGGUGACGGCCAAGAGCAAGCUGGAGCAGGCCGUCUUCUUCGGCGCCAAGCAGGACAACCCCCUGAUCUUCGGUCGCCGACAGGAGAUCAGGUUCCCCAGCGAAGAGGUCGGCCGCGCUGCCCUCGAGGUCAGCCACGAGAUCCUCAGCUCCACCACACACUACCUGUCGACACUGCCCGCACAUCUCGAGGACAACCUGCGGGCACGGUCGCAGGCCCUGAGCAGACUGGUGGACCACCUCCGCGUGACGGGCGCCAAGCUCAACCGGGCCACGCGCUGGGAGCUCCUCUUCAACGCCGAGAAGAUGCAUGUUGCCACCCUGCUGUGGAAGCGCCACGAGACCUUCACCGCGUCCCGCUCGACUGACGACAAGAAGAGUCUGGUGGGAUCCAUUGUCGAGUUCAUCCACGACGAUCAGAAGCACAAGCCCAGCGCCAGGGUCGGCCAGGUCGACCCGGUGCGCCACUGGUUCGUCAACGACAUCUUCCGCCUCGACAUCUUCGUCGCCUGGGCGUACGAGGUGAUCAAGGUACUCUACAGGGACCGUCUGCUGGACGAUGCCAAGGUGACGGUCAUGCUCCAAGAGGCCAUGCAGAUCGCGACGUGCACCCACGUCGCCGCCAUGGAGUUCCGCCGCGGCAACCUGCUGGCAUACGGGCUCGACGGCGAGGAGCUGCGCAACGGUGUCAUCGUCAGGGGCUACGAGGGUCUUCCCGAGCCCUGGACGGCCACCCACUACGUAGCCAACAACGCCCGCCGACUCGUCGACCUGGCUCAGCAGUGGAACGACAGCCACUUCGAGUCGAGGGGGCAGGAAGCCAGGACGCCCACCAUGCCGGACCCCAAGAUUCUGGAGAAGAUCUACCAGGACCUCCCGGCGCUCACCGACGGCAUGCUCACCUCCCUCCUCGAGCACGCCCGCUACGCACGGACCGCUACGACAGCCGAGGAGAGGCGCAUGGCGCACGAGUUCGCCAAAGCCUACCAGCUGGACCGGUACGAGCGGCCGCGGUACCUCGCGCGCAUCGGGCACUGGGAGCAGGCGGCGGCCAUGGCCAAGAAGCACGGGUGCCUGGACGGUCUGGCGGCCAUCCUGCUGGACCACACCGACAAGCUCGAGGCGGACAUCGCGCAGCCCGGGGCGACGCCGGCGGAGAAGCGCAGCGCCACGGCCAAGCGGGAGGCCAAGAAGCAGCAGAUCGAGGAUGACCUGGCCGAGUUCGGCGAGGAGUUCGCCUUCCCGCUGUACACGUUCUUGCUGGAGAAGAUCGGGGUGGGGGCGGUGCUCGAGUUCGAGCUCGACAAGCUGGGCUACAAGACCAAGUACCUGCGCAGCCGACCUGAGCUGGCCAAGAUAUCGUGGAUCAACGACGUCGAGGUGGAGCGGGACGUGGGGCGGGCGGCCGACACGCUGCUGGGGCUCGCCCUGAGCAAGGAGCAGCAGGUGUGGAACAGGAAGGUGGAGCUGAGCCUGGGCAAGCUGGCCCUCCUGGCCGAGGCGGAGGAGCAGACGGCGGACCCGGCGACCGCGGCGACCGCGAACCUCCUCAGGAUCAAGCCCGACGAGGUCCGGAGGGAGCAGUCCCUGGCGCGGGCGGACAAGGAGCUCACGGCCAUCAAGAUCCAGGAGCAGCUGCACGGGCACGUGGUGUCGAGCACGUACGGGGCCGUCGACGACGGCGCGGCCCUCAACUUCGCCAUGGACACCCACAGCACCAACAUCCCCCGCAGGCAAAAGGCCCUCUACCAGAUCUUCGAGGACGGCAUGAGGCGCCUCCUCGCCCACGAGGCCCUCGACGCCCUCACCCUCAUCGACCUCCUGACCUUGGUGCAUCUCAGGCCGGACGACGCGCCCAAGAACAACGGCAACCACAGCAACAACGGCGCAGGCGGCAUCGACGGCACCGUAACAGGCGGCCUGGUAGCCGACCCGUUCUGGCUGGCCCUGUGCGUCGCGGAGGCGUGCUGCAAGCCCCAGGAGCUCAGGGAGGUGAAGCGUCUGAUCUGGAGGAGGCUGCUCAUCAGGGAUGACUGGCCGCGCAUCAAUGAUACUCAGCUCAAGGAUGAUACCGAGGUUUCCCUCCGACUGGCUGAUACGACACUAUUUGCUGCUCUGGCGGAUUGUAUACGAUUCGAGGACCCACGCGAACCCUUCAGGCCUAUGCCACCUAACGAAGCCAAGGGCGCCUUCACAGACGCCCUGGACCGCCGUUUCGGCGACUUUGACGCCGACUUCCAAACCAAGCUCCGCGACGCCAUGAAGUGGGAGGACAAGAUGCUCACCCAGUACGUCGAGCGUAACAGGCUAUCCGAGUGGGUGAGGACUACAUAUGAGGCUGCUCAGGUAGAAGUGCAAAAUGGUGUCUAG
Geosmithia morbida is the source of this 4197-nucleotide messenger RNA. RefSeq names its product nuclear pore complex protein Nup133. Gene Ontology annotation, cellular component: nuclear pore outer ring. Gene Ontology annotation, molecular function: protein binding; structural constituent of nuclear pore. The transcript is spliced from 4 exons. Bases 1 to 4197 code for a protein of 1398 amino acids. The record is from RefSeq and is a predicted model, not a curated record. Lineage: Eukaryota; Fungi; Ascomycota; Sordariomycetes; Hypocreales; Bionectriaceae. Gene Ontology annotation, biological process: poly(A)+ mRNA export from nucleus; transcription-dependent tethering of RNA polymerase II gene DNA at nuclear periphery; protein import into nucleus.